AUGCUGGCUUUGAGUUGCAAGCGAUGGCUGAGUGAUGUAUGUGAAGUGAAAGGAUUAACCUUCGAUUAUCUACUGGAUAUGCGAGGAGAUGACCUCAUCGACAGGAGGAGCGACAGGUCGAAAGAGGCCACUGAUAAGAAUGGAGUUUGGCGACCGAUGUUGGAAAGUGUUAAUUUGCUCAAGCCUCGGACUUUCAUGAAUCGCUCUGGGUUAGCUGCCGGGCCAGCAUUAUCCGAUCUGAGGCUAAGAGCUGAUGAUAGAAACUCGGUCCUCGUUGUGUGUGAUGACUUGACUAUACCACUGGGACAACUGAGAAUGAAACCAGGUGGUAGUAGCGGUGGGCAGAACGGUUUGGACAGCAUCAUAAAAGUAACGCGUACGGAGGAGGUGGCACGUCUAAGGAUAGGCAUGGGGAAGAGAAUGAUAGGUGGCAGCUUGGAAAAGGUCAAACCUAGCUUAGCUCUGGGCAAGCUCAAUGCUGAGGAACAGGCUCUCUUUUAUGAGGUCUCCAAGUAUGCUGCACAGGUCAUCCGGGUUUGGCUCUUUCGUGGCUUCGAUUUAGCUGUCAACUUGGCGAACACUAUCAAGUUGGAUAGACGGGAUGAGAGGGCUUGA
Molecule: messenger RNA, 615 nt
Organism: Perkinsus marinus ATCC 50983
Lineage: Eukaryota; Perkinsozoa; Perkinsida; Perkinsidae
Product: Peptidyl-tRNA hydrolase, putative
Exons: 6
Coding region: 1-615 (204 amino acids)
Molecular function (GO): peptidyl-tRNA hydrolase activity
Source: RefSeq, a predicted model, not a curated record